AUGACAAUCGCGCAGGACAAGUUCAGCUACAUGGUCGCCCUCAACCACUUCGGGUCAGAAGCGCACGAGUCCUCUCGCAAAGUGUUUCUCCAGCAGAUUGUUGGUCGUGCGGAAGCAAUCUUUGAUGCCGGUCCACUUCGAGACCAAAAGCCCGGCUCAACCUUCCAACAUUAUCUAGACGGACCAGUCGAGCGUUUGAGCAAGCAAUUGCAAUUGAUCCAGCAACACCUGCAUCCCUCGGCAGACGUGGACGCUCCGGUGUUUGUUGCUUUCGACGAUUACGCCGCUUGGCCCGAAAAAUUCAUACAUAGCAUUCGCCGCGCCUGGGCGCAUAUCACCGAGUUGAAGACACGUCUCAGCGCCAAAGACUGCAAGGAAGAGGGCUCGAACGAGACUUUGGGCGAGGAGUGCACAACACAAGCUUCGAGCAAGCCGUACAUUGCGUGCUUCUGGCUUCUCCUGAUAAGCAGUAGCACCAGCGCCGCCACUCGGGACCAGCCAGGAACUUACCGAAGUGAUCAGAAUCAAAUCAGGCCUGUCUCUCUGCCGGUGUUCAUCGCAAGCAGCUUUGACGUCCUCUGCUCAGGAUCGCAGGCAGUCCACCACGCUUCCGAGGUUGCGACCAAGUCCUACAUCUCUAUGAUGGGUCGUCCGCUUUGGGCGUCGCUCUUUGACGAGUCGUUCUGGGCUGUAGCCGUUCGCACACUGUUGGGUAGCGACAGCUUCAAUCGAUGCUCGGACAUCUCAUGCUUCAACGUCCUCGCCACUCGCCUUGCGUUGGAUUUUGUUCAAGCAACCAUCAACGACGACGGUCCGAUUCGCAACCAGGUUGAGUUCGCAGGCAAAUCAGUGGAUGUGCACAUGCGAAUCCUGGACAAAUUGGACAAUCAUGCUGUCUUGCACAUCCGAGCUCCCUCAGAACCGGUCCUCGCAAUAGCUGCCUCGCUGCUCAUGAUGCCAACCCGUGAAGACACGAUUCCCGAUGCAAGGUCGGAAGGGAUGCCGAAAACGCGGUACGGCUGCAUCCUGCAAGUGGUGGGCGGUCGCUGCCUGACUUCGACAAACAUAGACGUCUUAAGGGACAACCGCGGCGGCCUUGCGACCAAGCUCGUCCUCAUGACGGCGUGGGAUGCCGCCAAGCAGGUUGGAAAUUCUUUUAAGCGCUUAGAGGAUAUCGAAAAGCAGGCUUCCCACCUGCUGCAGCCUGUACUGCUCGACGCGAUCAUCGACGGUUUAAUCAAGCUCGAAGGCAACCAAGCAGCAGACAUCCGAGUCAGCAUUCAAAGCAUCUGCGAAAAGGUUCGCACGCAGUGUCCAGACCACGCCAACGCACAGGCUUGGGCGCAUCAUACCCACUUCGAUGUUCUCAAGGACCCGGUGCGCGACCUGUCGCCGGAGUACUUAUGGUACUGCUGGAAGCGCGGCGUAGCUAUCCAAAUGGCACCUGACCAGCUCGGAGUAGACGGCAUCAUUCCAAUCUUUGUUGGUGACUUGACCCGGCCUUUUGCGAACCUGACAACUCAACAGAUGGACACAGACGCCGCUCGUGGCGCCGAAGGAGACGAGACAUGGGCUGCCUGUCAUAUGACGUACAUUGCGUGGAAAGGCGAGGCCCAAUCCAGCAGCGAAGAUUUCGAGACGGCGCUGAGGAACCCAGUCACUGCAGGCCCGUUGCUUAGAUAUGCGCGCAUCCAGGAUGAUGCCUUGACACGUCGAGGCAUCCUCACCGUCUGGACUGACUUGAGCGCGAAGGACAAGCCUGCAAAGCUCGACGUGGUCGCGGACGCCGACAAGCCCAUGCUGCUGAUCCAGGGCGUCGCGCAAAAAGAGCCCCGCAACUACCCCUGCCUCGACACGCUCCGGAUUCGGUCAGUUGCGACCAGAUUCAUCAAAGAUGUUGUCAGCGGCCGCAAAGACUACGAGAAGCAGAACCGCAUGCACGACCCUGUGUCUCUUCGCACACUCGACGCAGCACUGGCCGGCGAGCCAGGAGACGCGGAAGAAACAUGUGCUCCUGUUGAUCUCGAUAUCAUCUUUCGUCCGCUAGUCGGCGACACGCCUGACGAGAGCACGCCCAGCGAGCCUAUGGAGCCUGGUGACCUCCGUCUGUAG
Molecule: messenger RNA, 2112 nt
Organism: Kalmanozyma brasiliensis GHG001
Lineage: Eukaryota; Fungi; Basidiomycota; Ustilaginomycetes; Ustilaginales
Exons: 1
Coding region: 1-2112 (703 amino acids)
Source: RefSeq, a predicted model, not a curated record